AUGCCAAAGUCCGAUGCCUUUGCGAAUUUGUCACUGGAGACGGUGAUUGCGUCAACAGUUGAAAUGCUGACGCCAAAUAGUUUGCAAUUUAAUGAGCAGGAAUUUCAACGAUCGCCCAAAGAGGCACGAGACGCGGCACAAGAGGCGGUAAAGCUUGUGAAACCAGGCGACUUGAUCUUUAUUACUACGAGCGGACUCGUUUAUUCUGUAGGGAGAUAUUUGACCGAGAACGCAUACGAUCAUGUGGUGGUCGUGUUGGAUGACUGCACGGUGCUUCAUAUUGGACUGCCGGUUGUCAGGGUGAUGCCAUUGGAACGACUUCUUUUGCCUCAACGUCAACCUGUGGUCUUGCGCGUACCGAUGUCCGAGACAGAGUUGCAGCUGUUCCUGCGUUGUGCGCGACAAUUGAUUGGAUGUGAAUAUGAUGUUGCAAGAGCAUACCAACUGAUGCUGCGAUUAACGUUGAAACGCCUGACUGGGUCAUCGCCUCUGCCAAGAUUGCCACUUGACGUGAAAAGUAACGCCUGGAUCUGUAGCGACUCCAUUGUUGUGCUGCUUGCAGGUUGCUGCACGGCAUUCCGAGAAGCUUUGGUGAAGGCGAAGCAAGAGACCGAAUUAGAUAUCUUCACCGUCGGCAGCGCUUCCAUGACAGAUUUUGAGCGGAUUCGUCGUAUCCAGCCGGGCAUUAUGUCGCGUGUUCCCCUGCCAGUCGUCAAUUACACCUUAGCACCGCACAAGCGUUCAUGGCGAGCGUACGUUCCAGAGGUGGCACGAUUCACGCAAAGCUUACAACAUGGCACGUUGAAGUGGCCUUUGCUGCCGCCCAACCUUUUGCCCAAGGUGCACGAGUUUGCAACUAGUAUUCCCCCGACAUCAUGGACCGUAAAGCGCAAGAUUGAAACACUCUGCUAUGUGACAGUAUUUCUGAUGAUACUUCGACGCGGAUUCACCGUAAAAAGAGUCGUACUUCGGGCCAUGGAAAUGUUCAUGCUGCGGUACGUCGUGCACAACGUCUUGCUCCACUUGCAGUCGUCUGCCGCUUUUGGCACUGCGAAAUUAUAG
Peronospora farinosa is the source of this 1062-nucleotide messenger RNA. NCBI's taxonomy places the organism in Eukaryota, Oomycota, Peronosporomycetes, Peronosporales, Peronosporaceae. The record is from the annotation of a GenBank genome assembly.